AUGAACAGAAUCAUUGGAAUGAACAGUUUCAUGGGAGUGAAGCUGAAACCCCUCGAGCCCAAGAGAACAACAACGGAUGAAAUCGAUCAUAGAGAAUAUCAGAAGCAGUACAACUACAACCCAUUCCGAGAUAAAUGCUACUCUCAAGAGAAAAUACGAAAUCAUGAGCGUUUUCACCUUAUUCAACAUUUUGUUGCUGAAUUAGAAGACAAAAACGUAUACUCAACAAGAAGAAAUAUUUCCGGUACUCCGUUUGGUAACGUUGAAAAAGUACAAAACGACAAAGUUUAUGCAUUGAAAAAAAUGCGACAAGUGAGUACAAGUGAUGAUAUUCCUAAAUCGGUUCUUCACGAAAUCUACAUGCUCCGCAAAUUGCGACAUGCUAACGUCAUCAAAUUGUUUUCCUGUUGUGUUUCCAAAUGCGAGAAAAAUUAUAGAACUUUUUAUCUGCGGAUGAAAUUAGGAAAAUGCGAUUUGGAUCAGCUCAUGUUCACAAUCGAAGUGCAGUUUUAUACAGAUGAAAUCAAGAUUCUAGCCCUAAGUUUAUUAGAAGGCCUAGCUUUUAUUCACAGCAAGGGAAUCAUGCAUCGUAAUAUUUCUCCAUCGAACAUUGUUGUGACAAACCAAGGAGUUCUAAAAAUAAUCAACUUUGAGAGGGCAUGCGAUUACAAUGAAAAUGGACCGAAUAAGAAAAAACCAAAACGUUUUAACAAGGGGUAUAACGCACCAGAACUAUAUCUAAAGGAUAUAAACUACGGACCAGGCAUUGAUAUGUGGGGUGCAGGAAUCAUCGUAAUGGAAAUGUUUGUUCGGCAGCGUCUUAUUAUGGGAGAAGGUUCCUUAGAGCAGUUGAACAACAUGGCACGUCUUUUUGGAAAAAUUAAUAUACGGGUUUAUCCAAAAUGCAAUGAAUUGCCCGAGUAUGAAAGUUAUGAGGAACAUGUGUACUAUACAAAAUAUCCCCUUUUUUGCAGUUUUUUAACAUUAUGGGUCCCGAAGAAAAUCUACAAACUCAUCAAGAGCCUUCUUGGGGGAAUGAUGAAGCUAUACCCACCCGAUCGUCUCUCCGCUUCUGAUACACUGAAGUGUCCAUGGUUCGAAAUGUCUCCACCUCCAGAAAAAAAUGUAUUAAGUCUAAUGGGGCGUAUACCGGUAAGUAUGAGUGCCACAGUGAAGUCUAGUUAA
Molecule: messenger RNA, 1185 nt
Organism: Caenorhabditis remanei
Lineage: Eukaryota; Metazoa; Nematoda; Chromadorea; Rhabditida; Rhabditidae
Exons: 7
Coding region: 1-1185 (394 amino acids)
Biological process (GO): protein phosphorylation
Cellular component (GO): nucleus
Molecular function (GO): ATP binding; cyclin-dependent protein serine/threonine kinase activity
Source: RefSeq, a predicted model, not a curated record